Molecule: messenger RNA, 1308 nt
Organism: Spathaspora passalidarum NRRL Y-27907
Lineage: Eukaryota; Fungi; Ascomycota; Pichiomycetes; Serinales; Debaryomycetaceae
Exons: 1
Coding region: 1-1308 (435 amino acids)
Molecular function (GO): protein binding
Source: RefSeq, a predicted model, not a curated record
AUGGAACAAUAUAUUCAUAAGAAUUCAAAGUAUCAGCUCGUUGUUGUAAAAACUGAAACUGAGUGUUUCGCAGAAGGAACGUUCAAUAAUCCAAUCGAGAUUGACGACGAGCCAAUUAAUGACAAUGAUACAAUUAAAACUGAUAUUCUUCGUCUUCCAGAAGAAGUAAUUUUAGAAAUAUUUGGACAUGUCAACCAAAUAGAUGCUACAAAUAUUAGAUUGGUUAACAGACAGCUUUAUAAGUUAGGUACAAUGAAAUUAUUCAAUUCAAUACUUGUUGCCUUCCCAGAAGACACCGGUCUUAAUAUCAAAGGCAAAUGUCACGUUGCAGCUAAGUUAUAUCUGGAAUAUCUAAUCAACUAUACCGUCAUUAAUGGAUUCCAAAAGAUUGCCAGAGUUCUUGGAAUGGCGGAGUUAAGUAUGGUUAAAAAUAUUUUACUCUAUACUGCAAAGGUAAAUAACUAUUCAGAUCAUUGUUAUUAUUACUUGGUCAACAAAUGUCCCUGGAUAACGGUCAACGUUAUCCUGCAUAGCCCAGUAAUGUUUGGGAAACAGUUUAUGAGACUUGACAAGAUUUCCAUGCUUAGAGUUUCCAAUGCAUAUCAAUUCAUUUCCGAUAUACCGGAUAAUUUCUCAAUCAAGAAAUUAUACCUUAUCGGGACACAGAGAGUGGGAUCAGACUCUUUGGCUCUUAUCCCCCAUUUAAAAGCAUUGAAAUUUCUCUAUAUGGAAGAUAACCGUGAACUCAACAUUUUCAAUCAAUUGAAACAGAGAAACAUAGCUAAUUUGAAACUUAAGCAUUUAGCAUUAAGGUUCCCACUGUUUGUGAUCCGACAAAUGGAGGAAUGCUUUGUAAUGAGUGAAAUUGUCACAUUUGAACUUCAAUUUUUCAAUCAAGGUACCCCAUAUGAUGAUUUGAACUGGUUAUCCACACGCAUGACAAAACUUAGAAAUAUUGAAAUUACUUUGUGGAAAAUGUCUUUCACAAUGGUUAUGAAGCAGUUUCAGGGACAUAUUUUACACAGAAUUAAACUUCACAGUUAUGCAACUGAUAAGGAAGUUCCUUCACUGCAGGUUGCAACUAUGUUGAAGGGUCGAGAAUCAGAGAUUACUGAGGUGUGGGCAACUUCUGGCACUAAUCAAUACUCGGGGAUGCUUAGUUCCACUUUAUUUUUCAGAACAACAAAACGAAGCAAUUCUUCAACUAAACAAAGCAUCCUGAAACAAUUUAGUAAAACUAAGUAUCCCAACCUAAAUACAAUUCUUAUCAACGAGGGUCUUGUGUUGUAUUGCAACAUUCCACCUUAA